This is a messenger RNA of Arabidopsis lyrata subsp. lyrata, 517 nucleotides long. RefSeq names its product origin of replication complex subunit 2-like. Gene Ontology annotation, molecular function: DNA replication origin binding. Gene Ontology annotation, biological process: DNA replication. Bases 169 to 483 code for a protein of 104 amino acids. The transcript is spliced from 5 exons. The record is from RefSeq and is a predicted model, not a curated record. NCBI's taxonomy places the organism in Eukaryota, Viridiplantae, Streptophyta, Magnoliopsida, Brassicales, Brassicaceae. Gene Ontology annotation, cellular component: nucleus; nuclear origin of replication recognition complex.
UCUUCUUCUUCCUUGUCCAUUUCUCUUCUCAAGUUCCCAAAUCCGGAGUCUAUCAGAAGCACAAUCCAAUCAACGAUUGGCCGAAUUUUCUCCUCUUACUCGGUAUCUUUAGUGUCCCGAUUUGGUGAAGGACACUCUUUCCUACAUAGGAAUUCAGUUAAGGUGAAAAUGGAGGACAUUGAGAACAUGGAAGAAGAUGAGUAUGGCUUCUCAAGAAACUACUUUUUGGCUAAAGAAUUGGGUGGGGCGAGUAAGCGGUCAGCUCACAAGCUCUCUGAUAUUCAUAUUGUUGAUGAGCAGGAGCUUAGAGAAACAGCAAUUGAAAUGAAGCACGCCAAAGAGAUAUCUGAGCUUAUGAGUGAUUACAAGACUAUGUACUCAAAGUGGGUCUUUGAGCUCAGGUGUGGCUUUGGCCUUCUAAUGUAUGGCUUUGGAUCUAAGAAAGCUUUAAUUGAAGAUUUUGCUUCUGCUUCUUUGGACUGAGUAUUCGGUUAUUGGCAUCAAUGGCUACCUCCCU